Molecule: messenger RNA, 1701 nt
Organism: Aspergillus terreus NIH2624
Lineage: Eukaryota; Fungi; Ascomycota; Eurotiomycetes; Eurotiales; Aspergillaceae
Gene: npl4
Product: nuclear protein localization protein 4
Exons: 3
Coding region: 1-1701 (566 amino acids)
Biological process (GO): ubiquitin-dependent protein catabolic process
Cellular component (GO): nucleus
Molecular function (GO): ubiquitin protein ligase binding; ubiquitin binding
Source: RefSeq, a predicted model, not a curated record
AUGGCGUCCCGACCGAUUGUGCUGAGAUUCGAAAGUCGAAACGGACAGUUUCGGCUGUCCGUAAGCCCACAGGAGCUAUUUCCCACCCUCCAACAAAAGAUUGUAGAACACCUCCCCCAAGAUAUCGAGCCAUCCUCGAUCACUCUGUCCAACAAACCGAUUGGCACGGGUGGCGACGAACGCGCUCUAGCUGGUCUCGGCGGUAUCUCUGUUGAGAAAGCUGGUCUAAGUCACGGCGACAAGCUCUACAUAGGCUAUAAAAACAAACAGGACCUACAGGAUGGGGCGUCUAACGGCCACGUUACGAACGAAUCAUCCCGCCGCCUGAACGGAGCCCCGGUACCACAGAAAGAGACGGUCGCGAUCCGCCCGCAACCCUCCUCCCCGUCCGCGACGAUCAAAAAUCCCUGGGACGUCGUCCAGCAAUCACCACUCGAUGACGCGCUGGACAAGAAGGAUGGCAAGAUCAAGCGGGCGCUGGACGCCAAAAUGUGCAAGCAUGGCCCCAAAGGCAUGUGCGACUACUGCAUGCCACUGGAGCCCUACGACCCGAAAUACCUUGCCGAAAAGAAGAUCAAACACCUGUCGUUCCAUUCGUAUCUCCGGAAGAUCAACGCUGCCACCAAUAAAGCGGAGCUGAAGAGUUCCUUCAUGGCCCCCCUCAGUGAACCAUACUACCGCGUACGGCGCGACUGCCCCUCUGGACAUCCCCCGUGGCCCGAGGGCAUUUGUACCAAGUGCCAACCCAGUGCGAUCAGCCUGCAGCCUCAGGAAUUCCGCAUGGUGGACCACGUAGAAUUCGCCUCGCCUGCCCUGAUCAACUCGUUACUGGACUUCUGGCGGAAGUCUGGCGCGCAGCGGAUGGGCUUUCUCUAUGGUACAUACGAGGAGUACACGGAAGUACCACUGGGGAUCAAGGCGGUGGUCCAGGCGAUCUACGAACCACCGCAGGUGGAUGAGGUGGACGGGAUCACUCUUCACGAAUGGCCGAACGAGCGAGAAGUGGAUGAGGUUGCUCGGCUUUGCGGCCUGGAGAAAGUCGGAGUGAUUUUCACCGACCUCUUAGAUGCGGGUCAGGGCGACGGGUCUGUCGUCUGCAAGCGCCAUAUCGAUUCGUACUACCUCUCCUCAUUAGAGGUCGCUUUCGCGUCGAGGCUGCAGGCGCAGUAUCCGAAAGCCACCAAAUGGAGCCGCAACGGCCGAUUCGGGUCCAACUUUGUCACCUGUGUUCUGAGCGGUGACGAGGAAGGGGCCAUCACGGUCAGUGCGUAUCAGGCCUCAGUGGCCGCCGUCGAGAUGGUCCGCGCAGAUAUCGUCGAGCCGUCUGCCGAACCCUCCGUCAUGCUUGUGCAGUCCGAAGAGGACGACACAGACAACAAAUCCCGAUAUAUCCCCGAGGUCUUCUACCGCAAGAUCAACGAGUACGGCGUGAGCGCCCAAGAGAACGCGAAGCCCGCAUUCCCUGUUGAAUAUCUCUUCGUCACAUUAACCCACGGCUUCCCCACGGAAUCAUCGCCCCUAUUCACCGACAGCAGUUUCCCCAUCGAAAACCGCGAAGUCAUCGGCGAGAGCCAGGAGCUUCGCCAUGUCGCAAAGAAGCUGGUGUCUCAUGGCGACCCCGACAAGGCGAUCCAAGCGGUGUCCGAUUUCCACCUCCUUUGCUUCCUCCACUCGCUGUCGACGUUCAACAAGGUGAGAUGA